AUGGAAACGAAAUUAAAAAGUUUUUCUAAAUUUCUUUCUCAUCCUACAUCAAGGCUUAUGAUUGUAUGUUACACGUCAGUUAAAAACGAUAAAACCAAAAAGAGAGAAAGAAAAAUUCCAACAUUUCUUUUAUCUCCAUCCACUUCCGAGAGGUUUAAGUUAAGUGAAAUUGGCAGGCAGCAUCGUUGCGAGGUGAAUGUAUGCGUAGACUUUUUUUCCGAAUCUGAUUAG
Clunio marinus is the source of this 231-nucleotide messenger RNA. NCBI's taxonomy places the organism in Eukaryota, Metazoa, Arthropoda, Insecta, Diptera, Chironomidae. The record is from the annotation of a GenBank genome assembly.